Molecule: messenger RNA, 2639 nt
Organism: Thunnus maccoyii (southern bluefin tuna)
Lineage: Eukaryota; Metazoa; Chordata; Actinopteri; Scombriformes; Scombridae
Product: lysosomal thioesterase PPT2-like
Exons: 10
Coding region: 370-1263 (297 amino acids)
Cellular component (GO): lysosome
Molecular function (GO): thiolester hydrolase activity
Source: RefSeq, a predicted model, not a curated record
GCAGAGAUUGGAAAGUAAAGGCUAAAUAAGUUUUUUCUUAAAUUACUAAAUGAUACAAAUUUUAUGUUUACAAUGAAGAUUUAUGUCGUCCAAGCUGGUGACUCUCACUGAUUACUGGAAAACGGAUGUGAUCUUUAAGACCACACAAAACACCGCACACGUCUACAGUAGCAAGAACAGUAGUGGGAGGGAGGAAGCGUCCAUGCUCUCCAAAUCUACAAAGAAAGAAAGAAGAAAGAAGAAAGAGAUCGAUUAUUACUCAUCAGCGCUAUUAAAGACCUGCACCCCGGGGCAAAGUUUCUCUCUUGGUGAUCCCUUCCUCGGUCCUCCAUCUGCUCGGCCAGAAGUCUAAUCUGUGACCGGCUGGAGAUGAAGACUCCGCAAGUCAUCCGAAGAUCACCAACCCCGCUGCUGCUGCUGCUGCUGCUGCUGCUGCUGACAGGGGUUUGCCUUGACGCGUAUAUGCCUGUCGUCAUCGUGCAUGGCAUUUUUGAUGGACCGAAGCAGUUCAAAACGCUGUCUGAUUACAUAACCAAGGUGCAUCCAGGGACUGAGGUGACAGUGAUUGACCUGUAUGACAACCUGGCCAGUCUGAAGCCAUUGUGGAGGCAGGUCCGAGACUUCAGGAAAGCUAUCGACCCCAUCAUGCAAAAGGCUCCUAAUGGCAUCCAUCUUCUGUGCUUUUCACAAGGUGGUCUCAUUUGUCGAGCACUUCUCUCUACGGAUCCAGACCACAACGUCCAUUCCUUCAUCUCGCUUUCAUCACCACAGGCUGGGCAGUACGGAGACACAGACUACCUGAAGUGGGUAUUUCCUGACUGCGUAAAAAAAACAGUGUUUCGUGUUUGCUACAACAGAGUGGGACAGAAAGUAUCUAUCUGUGACUACUGGAACGAUCCUCACCACAGGUCCCGCUACUUGCAGAGCAACAUCUUUCUGCCGCUGCUCAAUGGUGACAGACCUCACAAGGACAUGAAAUCAUGGAGACAAAACUUCCUGCGCAUCAAGAAACUUGUGCUGAUUGGAGGACCAGAUGAUGGCGUCAUCACACCGUGGCAGUCCAGCCACUUUGGAUUCUAUGACAGCAAAGAAAAUGUUGUGCAAAUGAAGAACCAGGAGUUCUACAAGAAUGACACAUUUGGACUGAAGACGCUAGGCGCUCGUGGAGAUGUGUCAGUCUGUGUUCACUCCGGCGUGAAGCAUGUAUACUGGCACUCCAACUUCACGGUGUUCAGCAGCUGCAUAGAGAAGUGGCUCACAUGAAAACAACACACUGACAGAAAGUGAGAGGGUCACAGGGGGCUGGAGCCUAUCAAAGCUCAGGUCCAGUCUGUCACAGAGCUGACAGUCUGACACAUACAGACAGAAAACCAUUCACACUCAGAUUUACACCUAUACAGUAAUGCAAUUACACCCAGAACAAACUCCACACAGAAAGAGCCCAGCUGGCACCUUCUUCUACCACCGUGCCACCCCUAAUUCCCUCUUUUCAAUAUAUUUUAUUUAUAUGAAUUUUUAUACAAGACAUUAACCACAUGCAUUUACACACAAAACAAAAGACAAAUUGACUGAAGUCCAGAUCUGCAGGUUCCCUUCUCUAAGACACCUCCUUCCCAAUAUUGUCUUAUAUUAUUAUACAUGUCUAUUAUAUUAUAUUAUUAUAUUCCAUAUUUUGUCAUAUUAUUACAAUAGCAGCAUCCAUUGUUUUUUUCCCCUUUCCUUCAUGAUGAUGGGACAGAUAAGCCAAAAAAGGUUUCCAUAUCUUAAUAAUAAUGUUCAUUUCCUUGUUACAAUAUAUUGGAUUCUUUGCUUAUGAAGCACACCUUAAUUUAAUUUAACCAGUGUUUAAAUGAUAAGAGUGCAUCUUUGUUUCAUGCCUUUAAAAUGUGACUUUUUACAAUAACCAUGCCAAAUUGUAGCAGAAACUAAAUUGAUCAAAAUUUUGAUCUUCCUAAAAUGUAAAUUCCAGGUCAGGUACAAGUCUGUUUAACCAGAGUUUAUGACAUUUAAAGUUAAAACUAAAACAAAAGAGCUAAAGUCCCAUUAGCAUGAAUAUUUUUUUCAAUUAUCCAUUGCGUGCAAAUGUCCAAACUUCAUAUUUUAAACUGCUUUUGAAUUUGAAGUGAAAAUUGGCUUGUUUUUGCUGCACUUGCAACAAAAAGCUUUUAAUACACAUAUAAUCAAAAAUCAGUGGUCUUUGUUAUUGCCAUAAAGGCCACUUUUAUAAAUAAUCUAUGGGAAUAUUCUUAAAUGGUUCCUAAUAUUACAGGUAAUAGUAGCCUGAAGUGUCUAAUGAAAGACAUUUAUGCUAAUAAAUCCCAUUAAACACACUGAGCCUGCAUCAUGGUAUGAGCAAUGAGCAAUCACUGCCCUCUAGUGGCAGUAAUUUAUUGGCCAUUUGGAUGGUUAAGGUGCGUUUAAGGUGUAUUUUAAAGGGUAAAUUCACAACUGCAUCACAGCAAAACUGACAACUGCUCAGUGCUUCCACUCUCUGUGAGUUGAAACUUGUGCAAGUGUUUUUCAGCUAUCAAGGAUAAAACGUGUGGUGACAGAUAAUGGGGACUCUCACUCUAUAGAGAGCAGGUUACUUUUCUGCCUUAUCAGAUUUGUUGUAAAUGAAUCCUUUCGGAAUAUCUGAA